AUGAGUGGUAAUUAUACAGAUAACAGAUCUGGAAGUUCUACAAACCAUACUGGGGACAAUACAUCUUCAUUGUUUGAAGUUGAAAUCCUCAUUCCAGUUACUAUCAUUUGCAUUGUGUUGUUUGUUUUGGGUGUGACAGGGAACCUGAUAACAAUUUUAAUAUUCAAGAGGUACAAAGACAUGCGGUCUACAGUUAACAUGUACCUUUCCAGCAUGGCUGUCUCUGACAUUCUUAUUUUUCUUGGUCUGCCCUCAGACCUGUACAGGAUUUGGAAGUACAAGCCAUAUAUAUUUGGGGACUUUAUCUGCAAGUUUCUGAUCUACCUGAGCGAGACCUGUACAUACAGUACCAUUCUUCACAUCACCACCGUGAGUGUGGAGCGCUAUCUUGCAAUUUGUUAUCCAUUGAAGGCCAAGAUUAUGAUUACCAAAAAGAGGGUAAAAAUCAUUAUCUGUAUUUUGUGGUUCAUUGCUUUGGUAACUUCCGGACCAGUUUUAUUUCUUUUUGGUGUAGAGCACCCUCUUGGAGCUCAGCCUGCUGAAACUAUGGAAUGCAGGCACUUAGAAAGCUCCACCGAAAGUGGUCUUCUGCGGAUUGUCACUUGGGUAUCCACCAUAUACUUUUUCAUACCCACUCUUUUUUUCUCGUGCUGCUUUAUGGACUUAUCUGUAAGAAGCUUUGGAGGAACACACAUGGCAUUCAGGAGCCAGCUGCUACAAACAGAGGGAAACAUCACAAACAAACAGUUAAAAUGCUGGCUUUCGUUGUUCUGUCCUUUGUGCUGUGCUGGCUUCCUUUCCACGUUGGUCGUCUCUUGUUUGCCUGGACUGGAAUUGGAGAGUUCAUGUUAUAUCAUCUUACACAGUACUUUAACCUCAUAUCUAUGA
Messenger RNA from Staurois parvus, 888 nucleotides. The record is from the annotation of a GenBank genome assembly. Lineage: Eukaryota; Metazoa; Chordata; Amphibia; Anura; Ranidae.